Molecule: messenger RNA, 3862 nt
Organism: Carassius carassius (crucian carp)
Lineage: Eukaryota; Metazoa; Chordata; Actinopteri; Cypriniformes; Cyprinidae
Product: bone morphogenetic protein 1-like
Exons: 20
Coding region: 59-3007 (982 amino acids)
Biological process (GO): proteolysis
Molecular function (GO): calcium ion binding; zinc ion binding; metalloendopeptidase activity
Source: RefSeq, a predicted model, not a curated record
CUGUGCCGAUCAUCUCCGUCCGUCUGUACCUCUCUAUUCCUGCUCCACUAGCCCAAUCAUGGACCUCGCAGCGAGGUGUGUGUUCCUGCUCUCCAGUUUCGCCGUGCUCGCAGCGCUCGAUCUGGACGCGAUUGACCCAGGCUACUAUGUGGAGACCAGCAGCCCGUCAGAUGUGAUCGACUACAAAGAUCCCUGCAAAGCUGUUGCUUAUCUCGGAGAUAUUGCGCUGGAUGAGGAAGAUAUGCGCAUGUUUAAAGUGGACCGUAUUGUGAAUUUAGCAGAGAGAACAGUCACAGUUCUGAAUCCCACAGAUGCGGGUUCACUUUCCAAUGAGACGAAUACAAACAAUACAGCUUCCCAUCGCAAGAAGAGGGCAGCGACGUCCAGAUCUGAGAGGGUUUGGCCCGAGGGCGUCAUUCCUUACGUCAUCAGCGGGAACUUCAGCGGUAGCCAGAGAGCCAUAUUCAGACAGGCCAUGAGACACUGGGAAAAACACACAUGUGUGACGUUCAUCGAGAGAACAACAGAAGAGAGCUACAUUGUCUUCACCUACCGGCCCUGUGGGUGCUGUUCAUAUGUGGGCCGGAGAGGAGGGGGUCCGCAGGCCAUAUCCAUCGGAAAGAACUGUGAUAAGUUUGGGAUUGUGGUGCACGAGCUCGGUCACGUGAUCGGAUUCUGGCAUGAGCACACGCGACCCGACAGAGACGAUCAUGUCAGCAUCAUACGGGACAACAUUCAGCCAGGACAGGAGUACAACUUCCUGAAGAUGGAGCCUGGUGAGGUGGACUCACUCGGAGAGGUCUAUGACUUCGACAGCAUCAUGCACUAUGCAAGAAACACUUUCUCCAGAGGGAUAUUUUUGGACACCAUUCUGCCACGAUAUGAUGUGAACGGAGUUCGGCCGCCCAUCGGUCAGAGGACCAGAUUGAGCAAAGGAGACAUCGCACAGGCACGCAAACUUUACAAGUGUCCAAAAUGUGGAGAUAGUUUGCAGGAGAGUAGUGGAAACCUCUCUUCACCUGGUUUUCCCAAUGGUUAUUCAGCAUAUAUGCACUGCAUAUGGAGAAUUUCAGUCACACCGGGAGAAAAGAUCAUUCUGAACUUUACAUCUAUGGAUUUAUACCGGAGUCAUUUGUGCUGGUAUGAUCAUGUGGAGAUCAGAGAUGGAUAUUGGAGGAAAGCACCACUGAAAGGUCGAUUUUGUGGGGAUAAAUUACCAGAGCCAAUCGUCUCUACAGACAGUCGCCUUUGGAUUGAGUUUCGCAGCAGCAGCAACUGGGUGGGAAAGGGCUUCUCUGCUGUUUACGAAGCUAUUUGCGGUGGGGAGGUGAAGAAAGACAAUGGUCAAAUUCAGUCUCCGAACUAUCCAGAUGACUACAGACCUAACAAAGCGUGUGUGUGGAAGAUAGCUGUGGCUCAGGGUUACCAUGUAGGCCUUACCUUCCAGUCGUUUGAGAUCGAGAGGCACGAUAACUGUGCCUACGACUACCUGGAGGUUCGAGAUGGGAACUCAGAAAACAGCCCGCUGUUGGGCAGAUUCUGUGGUUAUGACAAACCCGAUGAUAUUAAAUCCAGUUCCAACCAGCUCUGGAUGAAAUUUGUGUCUGACGGUUCUGUCAACAAGGCUGGAUUUGCUGCUAAUUUCUUCAAAGAAAUGGACGAGUGCUCCAGACCCGACAACGGUCGCUGUGAGCAGCGCUGUGUCAACACGCUUGGUAGUUACAAGUGUGCCUGUGACCCUGGGUACGAACUGGCGGCAGACAAACGGAGUUGUGAGGCUGCCUGUGGUGGUUUCAUCACCAAGCUGAAUGGGUCCAUCACCAGUCCAGGCUGGCCCAAAGAGUAUCCACCCAACAAGAACUGCAUCUGGCAGCUGGUGGCGCCCACGCAGUACCGCAUCACGCUGCUCUUCGACGUCUUCGAGACGGAGGGGAACGAUGUGAGCACUAGGUUUUUGCCUCAGCGUGGGGUGUGUAAAUAUGACUUUGUUGAGGUGAGAAGUGGUCUGUCUGCCGACUCCAGACUGCACGGGAAAUUCUGCGGAGCUGAGAAACCAGAGGCCAUCACCUCUCAGUACAACAACAUGCGCAUUGAGUUUAAAUCUGACAACACCGUCUCCAAGAAGGGCUUCAAGGCCCAGUUCUUCUCAGAUAAAGAUGAGUGCUCUAAGGAGAACGGUGGAUGUCAGCAUGAAUGUGUGAACACCUUUGGCAGCUACAGUUGUCAGUGCAGAAGUGGCUUCGUCUUGCAUGAAAACAAACAUGACUGCAAGGAAGCUGGCUGUGAUCACGUUGUGAACAGCGUGAGCGGGAUUAUCACCAGCCCCAACUGGCCAGAUAAAUACCCCAGUAAGAAGACGUGCACCUGGGCCCUCUCCACCACCCAGGGACAUCGGAUCAAACUAGCUUUCAAUGAAAUGGACAUGGAGCCUCAUCUGGAAUGUGCUUAUGACCAUAUUGAGAUUUAUGACGGUCGUGAUGGGAAGGCCUCUAGCCUCGGACAGUACUGUGGCACAAAGAAGCCUCAACCGAUCAUAUCCUCCGGCAACAAGAUGUUCAUCCGCUUCUUCUCUGAUAACUCAGUACAGAAGAAAGGCUUCGAGGCUUCCCAUACUGCAGAGUGCGGAGGCCGUCUGAAAGCCGAGGUGAAAACUAAAGACCUCUACUCUCAUGCCCAGUUUGGUGACAAUAACUACCCCGGGGCGUCAGACUGUCAGUGGGUGAUCACAGCAGAGAAGGGCUACGGCGUGGAGCUCAUCUUCCAGACCUUCGAGAUUGAGGAGGAGGCCGACUGUGGCUAUGAUUACAUGGAGCUGUUUGAUGGGGCGGACACCAAAUCACCCAGACUAGGCCGCUACUGUGGAUCAGGGCCUCCAGAAGAGAUCUACUCCGCUGGUGACUCCAUUGUCAUCAAAUUCCGCUCAGAUGACACCAUCAAUAAGAAGGGCUUCCAUGUGCGUUACACCAGCACCAAGUUUCAGGACACACUCCACUCUCGUAAGAAGUGACCCUUAGUGGCCGGGAGGGGCCGUGCAGGGCCUAGGGGGAAGCGAAAGGGCCCCAGGGGGAGGGCCUCGCCCAUCGCUCGGAGCCCCCCGGCCGCCAAGAACACCCAGACUCGACGAACCAGCCGCAAGAACGCCAACCGCACCUCAGUAGUUCACAGGGGUUCUGGCAUCCCCUACUGACUGUGAGGAGUAAAGCCAUUCCACAGUAGACCUUGUUUUUACCUUUUUUUAUUAUUAUUACAUUUGGGGCAAGAUGUGGAUAGGGGAAUGUAUUCAGUUGCUGGAUACCAAUAUAGGGGCAAAAUCAAAAGGGGAGGGUGGGAAGGGUGGGCAUAGCUGAUCGGAUACUGGAAUCCCCCCGUUUGUCACCUUUCAUGAGCCGAGAGUGCGUUGAAAAACACAUACACUGAGGAACUCCUGCAGGAAAACCGAGCAAACUCACCAAACCAGUAAUCUGUGCAACAGUGGGAUAGAGGAAGUGAGAAUUGAGCGAAGCAUGGGCAUUCAGGACGGUGUUCCUCGCAUGUUUUCCAACCUUGCAACUUGAAAUUUACCGCUGCUCUGUGGGAAAACAACAACUGUCUCUUCUUGACAUUAUUGGCAUUGCUUGUUCAUAAAGAGUAUCGUAGGCCAUUGUGGGCCUGUUUCUUUGUCGUUACUUGAGCAAAUGACACUGUAUGUCAAAGAGAUGCAUGUGGUACAGCUAGAAGGAAAUGUGGAUGUAAUGGCACCAGCAUUUGUAAUAACUCGUUUUUUUUCCCUGGCCAGUAGUCCAGAAGGUGCCCUGUCCGAAAUUAUCACUCUCCAGGAGGUUUUCCAGAAUCAGUUAUCACAUUAAAAGACUAAUAAACAACA